AGGUGGGACAGCAAAACUGCGCCUGCGUAUGCUCAGGAGAAACGCUUGAUUCCAUUUUCGUUUGUGAUUAUACUUUUAUGACAGCAGUCUGGAUCUGAUUGGUGGCUGGAGUUAAAGGAAGUAAAACACAUGUUGCGUGACUUUCCAGCGGAAGCCAGAGAAACUGCAGCACGUUUGACAACAAUGUGAGCUUAUUCAACUACAAGGGCAGACACGCUUCCUGGUUUGUCGGACUUUCUACAGAGAAAUACAAUCGGCGUGUAAUUACAAAAAAAACCAAGCUGCAGACUGACAGAAAUGGAUAAUGCACGACCACAGGACACACAGCAGAGCAAGGGCUCCAUGUUGCGACAAAGGGAACACAGUGAUGAGUCUACCGACAAGAGGCCUUCUAAUGGCUCUGCUUCUCCUUCUCUGGAUAAGAAGAAGCUGAUCAGAAGAGUGAGGAGUCCAUCCAGACCGAGGGCAUGGCUAUGUAAUUCUUACAAACCAAACCAACAAUUUGGAAGGAGAUUCCAAAGACGGGAUGACCACUCCUUCUACAAACCUGGCUUUGCAAACCCAAAGUACCACUACUUUAAUCACCGAGGUAACUCCCAACGGAGAGAUAAUUUCCAUCCUAAACUUCACCACGUCUCACCGAGGGACAGGGAACGGGAGGAUAAGGAGCGGUAUGAUCUGAGAGAAAGCCCUGAUGGCGGUUCUCCAUCAAAACAAAGCAAUUCAAGCAGACCUUUCUUACCCAGAUCCACCUCCAGCAGGGACAAGGACAUGCAGUUUGUUUAUCAGAGCGAAAGGAGCCAAAGCCAAGAGAGAGAUCACAAGGGGAGUAAAAGCAAAGAAAGAGAACGCAGCAGAGAGAGGGAGCUCCCUUCGACUGCGAGCCAGGCGGCCACACGAGACAGAGCCAUCCAACAGAAGAGGAGGGAGAUAGAUGAGGUGUAUUAUCAGGAAUGUGAAAUGUUUGGCCUCGUGGCAAAGAUGCUGAUAGCCAAGGAUCAGACCCUGGAGCAGCCCAUCCAGUCCGCGCUGCAGGAGAACCUCAGGGACAUCGGCAAGCGGUGUGUGGAGGGCAUGGAGAAAUUUAUCGAGGAGUACGACUCCAGGGAGCUGUCUCACUAAUAAGAGUCACAGCCUCCCUAGCAUUGAUCCUAGUGCUGACAACACUUUUUUUCAUGUGAUUGAACACUGCCUUUGUGUUGUUGUUUGCUAGCAGAACUUUAAUAUGUUUGUACAUUGUUGUAUGCUGUCUGGACAAAGUCCCCCUUCUGUGCUCAGCAGCACUGGUAAAAAAAAGAAAGAAAGUAAACUGUGAUAAUAAUUUGGAGGUUUGAUGAUUAUAAUGAAAGAAUACACUGGUUGUAUCACUUCAAGUGUGCUUAUGAACAAGUCAAAACAUGUAUUUUGAUAUAUUUAACUUAGCUUUUCAAAAUGUUUAAUUGUAUUCACAGGAUAAUAAACGUGUAGUUUGAAAAUA
Eleginops maclovinus (Patagonian blennie) is the source of this 1477-nucleotide messenger RNA. RefSeq names its product periphilin-1. NCBI's taxonomy places the organism in Eukaryota, Metazoa, Chordata, Actinopteri, Perciformes, Eleginopidae. Gene Ontology annotation, biological process: protein localization to heterochromatin; negative regulation of DNA-templated transcription; negative regulation of gene expression, epigenetic. The record is from RefSeq and is a predicted model, not a curated record. Gene Ontology annotation, cellular component: nucleoplasm. Bases 298 to 1122 code for a protein of 274 amino acids. The transcript is spliced from 8 exons.